Cylicostephanus goldi is the source of this 402-nucleotide messenger RNA. NCBI's taxonomy places the organism in Eukaryota, Metazoa, Nematoda, Chromadorea, Rhabditida, Strongylidae. The record is from the annotation of a GenBank genome assembly.
AUGUUGCUUUGUUCCUGUCUUUUGUUGCCGCUGGACUGCAAAAAUCCAAUUGACGCAGAUGCGGUCAUCGACAAAAUUCACCCGCUUAAGGACGUAGACGGGCUGACUAGAGAAAAUGCUGGUCGUUUGAUGCGUGGCGAGUUGCAGCGCACAAUCAUCCCGUGUACGCCAAAUGGAUGCUUGUAUCUUGUCCAAAAAGCAACAGGUGAUCCGGACUAUGUGCGCGGUAAGAAUGUUGUGGUGCUGGGCCGCUCGAAGAUCGUUGGCUCGCCCGCUGCAGCUCUCUUUAUGUGGCACCACGGAACAACCACAAUUUGCCACUCGAGAACUCAGGAUAUCAAGGAACACUGUCGCAGGGCUGAUAUUCUCAUCGUAGCUAUAGGAAAGAAACAGUUUGUGAAA